UUUAGACCGGAGCCCGUCACCAACGUCACGGUUUAGGGAGUCACGUGACCGGUAAAGGCGGCCGUGUGGAGGACCUCUGGUCAAUGGAAUAAAACGACAAAAUGUCUCAAGAGGUGGGAGUCUGUUUUCUCUGCAGCUGCUGAACGUCAGGCACCACAUACCUUCAUUAAAAGCAGGAGAAAAACAAAACUCACCAAGUGAAUCUGCUGUUUCACUUUUCCUACCUGGAAAGACAAGAAACAGAAGAAGUGAUGAAAAGCCAAUGUGUGGGCUGAGUGAGUGCUGUGUGAAGGGAGAUCAUCACACUCAACCACAUCCUACACCCGCAUUUUCAUUCCGAUGCAUCUGAGCCAUAGCAGCUACUGUUAAUGGCUACACAAUGAAGGCCCAAUUACAGAUAACAGUUUUGUCAGCUAAGCUGAAAGAGAACAAGAAGCACUGGUUCAAGCCUAGUCCGUAUGUGGAGGUAGCUGUAGAUGGCCAGUCAAAGAAAACAGAGAAGUGCGCCAACACACUCAGCCCCAAAUGGAAGCAGCCCCUCACAGUAAUCGUUACCCCUUUCAGCAAGUUAAUUUUCCGUGUCUGGGGUCAUCAGACUCUCAAAGCAGACAUUUUAUUGGGAAUGGCAACUUUAGAAGUCAGUGAGACCCUCAAAUCCAGUGACAUGAAGAUCCAUGAGGUGAUACGGACUCUGCCUCUGAGUGCAGAUACAGAUGGCAGUGACUUGGUGGGAGAUCUGUCUGUGUGUCUGGAUGGAAUGCAGGUGGAUCCUGAAAUAUUUGCUUCCGAGGAACAGAAGCACAAUGGUCCACCAAAUAGGGAAUCUAAGCAAGAGGCACCUGGAAGAUCGAGUCGAGAUUCUUCACCCUCCAGUGACCUUGCUGAUGAUUCUUCACUGCCCAAUGGUCAUGCUGUGGGAAGUACAGGGUCUCCUUCAACUUCGACAGGAGCUCUGAGACCCCCAAGGCCCCCUAGACCCCAGAGACCACCUCCUCCCUCCCCCCAGAGACCAAACUCUUCCACAGCCUCCUCUACUGGCUCUACUCCAACCCAUGGCAGUGGUGGCCCAAGUCCAGACUCAUCCCCGCGCUUAUGUGUGAAUGGAGAGGCAGCAAGCCAGGGAUCAAACUCAGGUUCAGGGUCAGCCCUAAGAGUGAGCCCCACUCCCCGCAGAGUGUCUCCCAUCAACAACGGCCCACUUCCUCCUGGCUGGGAGCAGAGAGUGGAUCAGAAUGGUCGUAUCUACUAUGUGGAUCACAUUGAGAAAAAGACCACCUGGGAGAAACCUGAACCUUUGCCUCCUGGCUGGGAGCGUCGUGUGGACCCGAUGGGCCGAGUGUAUUAUGUGGAUCACAUUAGCCGGAGCACCACGUGGCAGCGGCCCACUGCAGAGUCUGUGAGGAAUUAUGAGGAGUGGCAGAGCCAGCAGAGCCAGUUACAAGGAGCCAUGCACCAUUUCAACCAGAGAUUUAUUUUUGGGCAACAGGAUCAACUAGGGACAACUCCUAAUAAAGAGUUUGAUCCACUGGGUCCUUUACCACAGGGAUGGGAGAAGCGAACUGACGCAAAUGGGAGAAUGUACUUUGUUCAUCAUCCUACACGUUCAACACAGUGGGAGGAUCCUCGUACUCAGGGGUUGUUGAAUGAAAAGCCCCUGCCAGAAGGUUGGGAGAUGAGGUUCACAGUGGAUGGGAUUCCAUAUUUUGUUGACCACAACAGGAGAACGACCACCUACAUCGACCCUCGCACGGGCAAAUCCUCACUAGAGAAUGGCCCUCAGAUUACCUAUGUGCGUGACUUUAAAGCCAAAGUGCACUAUUUCCGCUUCUGGUGUCAGCAACUGGCAAGGCCUCAGCACAUCAAAAUUCAUGUCAGUCGCAAGACACUGUUUGAGGAUUCCUUUCAGCAGAUCAUGACUGUCCACCCACAAGAACUGAGACGAAGACUAUGGAUCAUCUUUCCAGGAGAGGAGGGACUGGACUAUGGAGGAGUAGCUAGGGAAUGGUUUUUCCUGUUGUCUCAUGAAGUUUUGAACCCCAUGUACUGUCUUUUUGAAUAUGCGGGUAAAGACAACUACUGUCUGCAGAUCAACCCCGCCUCGUCCAUCAACCCAGACCACCUCAAAUAUUUCAAGUUCAUUGGAAGAUUUAUUGCCAUGGCUCUGUUUCAUGGGAAAUUCAUAGACACUGGCUUCUCACUGCCCUUCUAUAAGCGGAUCUUGAACAAGCCUCUGGCUCUGAAAGACCUGGAAUCCAUUGACCCUGAGUUCUACAACUCCUUAAUCUGGAUCAAGGAGAAUAACUUGGAGGAGUGUGGGCUGGAGAUGUAUUUCUCGGUGGAUAAGGAGAUCUUGGGUGAGGUCACUACUCAUGAGCUGAAGCCAGACGGCGGAAACAUUCUUGUAACUGAGGAAAAUAAGGAAGAGUAUAUCAGGCUGGUGGCAGAGUGGAGGUUAUCCAGGGGGGUUGAGGAACAGACUCAAGCUUUCUUUGAAGGUUUUAAUGAAGUCUUGCCUCAGCAGUACCUGCAGUACUUCGAUGCCAAAGAGCUGGAGGUGAUGCUGUGUGGAAUGCAGGAGAUUGAUCUUUCAGACUGGCAGAGGAACACAAUCUACAGACAUUAUGCUCGCAGCAGCAAGCAGAUCAUCUGGUUCUGGCAGCUUAUGAAAGAAAUGGACAACGAGAAGAGGAUGCGUUUGCUACAGUUCGUGACUGGGACUUGCAGGCUUCCUGUUGGGGGGUUUGCUGACCUCAUGGGGAGCAAUGGGCCACAGAAGUUCUGCAUCGAAAAAGUGGGAAAAGAGAACUGGCUUCCCAGGAGCCACACAUGUUUCAACCGUUUGGAUCUGCCUCCCUAUAAGAGCUACGAGCAGCUUAAAGAAAAGUUGAUGUUUGCCAUCGAGGAGACAGAAGGCUUUGGCCAAGAGUGAUGCAUACAUCCACACCCCUGCAUGUCCUCUGCACGUCUCCAUGGCAGCAGCUUACCAUUCAGACUUAUCUGAAAGAAUGCUGCUGAACGAAUGAAAGAGACGACGUGAGAAAAGAAAAAUUCUUGAGAGCACCAUUCCUUCAUCACAUCACCAAGGCUCACAUUUCCCCUCUGAUUUCAGAUGCACUGUUUGAAAUUUCACUCUUUUGUGGUAAUGCUGUCUUCUUUAGUCAUCUAUGCACCAGAAUGCCUGGGCUUAAAUAAACUAAACCCCACAUAAGAGACACAUGCGCAUAUACAUACACACAUACACACAUGCACAUACACACAUGCGCACACACACACACACACACACACACACACAUACACAUACACACUGUCCAGGCUAUGCACCCCGGUUGGCUGGAUUCACCAUUAGUAUUUUACAAGACUGUUUUCCUGUUUGUUUGUUUUUUUGUUUUGUUUUGUUAUGUUAUGUUUUGUUUUAACCGUAUACCUGACUCGUUUACAGUUGGGCACUUGUUUUUCUGGCAGCACUUACAGUAGUACAACUGUAUGCAUGAAUAUUCAAUUUUAUUUUAUGGGCUCUCAAUCAUUUAGGUAGCUGUCUGAGUCUGCUGAGGUAUAGAAUUCCGAUCAGAAAGUUUUCUCACUGAUAAAGCACUUUGAGAUAUGAGCUCAAUGGCUAAGAAAUUUGCCUGAGGUGAUGAUAGUCGAUAAGCAUAUAAGGCAUUGGGUUAGUAAUUAAAUCUCUUAAGAAAACCUGGAGAGAAUCAGCAUCUAGUUUUAAUCUCCAGGUGACUGGAACCAACUUUCCCAUUUUAGAAAUGGGUGCAUGCUUUUAGUGCAAGUUAAGUCAUCUGCUUUUAGUGAACCAAAUUACCCUAACAUGUGAAAGGAGUUGGGAUGUAAUGGUCCAAGUCUGGUUUACUUGUAUCUCAAAUAAUAUACAAAUCCCACAUCCUAUUUUCUGAGAAUUUUUCAAAAAUGAGCAAGGCUGAACACGAAUGCAUAUUUUAAUACUAGGACGUACAUGAGUUCAAAUUCUGGUUGAUGCUAUUAUGCUUUAAUCUGGGAAAUAAAAUUAAUUAAAAAAAAAAAAAAAAAGUUAAACUGCACCUUAAAUGCAUUUAAGUUCCAUUUUGACAGUUUUCUUUUCUCUCCGUUAUCAAGCCCCUGAAAUGUUCUGAGGUGAGCCGAUUUUCAAUAGCUGUGAGUCUGACCAUGCACUUGUCACUUUCUAGUUUUCUGAGCAGGUUUAGAUUUCUCCAGAACUGUCCUGAAAAGCUCUAUCCCUUUAAAGACCUUGCCAUGCUUUAAUGUAGAAAUCAGAUGUUGAAUACGAUCACCAGUAAUGAUUUUCUUGGGCAUUUCAGGUCGUCUACUGCUAAAAGGUGCUUCAUUUUCAUUACUGGUGUUUUCUUUUUAAAGAAAUUACUGACAGGCUGUUUGCUUUAGGAAUUAGAAUUAUUCGGAGAAAUGCAAUGUUGUGUAUAUAAUCUACUAUGUUAAUAUACAAUUCAAAAGGAAAAUUCUAGCCACAUAGUUUGAAAGACCAUAGUGAGGUACCUGUUUUCACUGUAGGGUCCGACCACAUCUGUGUUUGACAAAAGCAACAAUAAUUAUUACAUUUAUUAAUAGUAAGGUUAGUAUAGCACUAGCUCGAAACCCAAAUAGAGAUAAUGAGAGAGUUCUAUCCCGAAACCUCUUUAAUAUGCUACACAACUCCCCUCUCGAAACUGUGAGCCUGUGUCAUUAAUGUGGGAGUUGUAGUACUUAUUUUCUUUAUUAGUUUUGUUCAUAAAACUAAUGGAUAUGCCUGAAUAGGUCAGACCUAUUGACAUUAUAUCUUCAUGUGUCAGCACACUAAUAAAGCAGACAAAUGCACUGCAGUUUGAAUAACGUGUCUGAUUUAAGAAAAGAAAAAAAGUAAGUGAACAGAUCAGCAAUCUGUGA
Messenger RNA from Pangasianodon hypophthalmus (striped catfish), 4884 nucleotides. It is a transcript of the gene itcha, whose product is annotated as itchy E3 ubiquitin protein ligase a. Gene Ontology annotation, biological process: ubiquitin-dependent protein catabolic process; protein K63-linked ubiquitination; protein K29-linked ubiquitination. The transcript has 25 exons. Gene Ontology annotation, molecular function: ubiquitin protein ligase activity; protein binding. The coding region runs from base 380 to 2929 and encodes 849 amino acids. The record is from RefSeq and is a predicted model, not a curated record. Lineage: Eukaryota; Metazoa; Chordata; Actinopteri; Siluriformes; Pangasiidae.